AUGGCAAACGAAGUGGUCGAAAAAAUCUAUGAGAAGAUCGACAAAGAACUCGGAGAGCAACAUGUUGAAGAAGUCGUCAAAAAUUUAAUGGUUAGUGAGAACAACGAAGAUGCGAGUCGACAGCUGAUGGAACUUCAUAAACAGUGCUGCGCAGUAUUUCUCAACUAUUCCUCACAGAGACCAACUUCCCGCACUAACUCAACAAAAAAGAAGAUUUUAAAUAAAUCAUGAAAACAAAAAAUGUGUAUAAAUUUGUUUAUAUUUUAUAAAAAUCGUCAACAGUUGUUUAAAAACAAUGUUUCCUAGAGAUAAAACAUUU
Caenorhabditis elegans is the source of this 319-nucleotide messenger RNA. RefSeq lists its product as uncharacterized. The transcript has 2 exons. The record is from RefSeq and is marked reviewed. Lineage: Eukaryota; Metazoa; Nematoda; Chromadorea; Rhabditida; Rhabditidae. The coding region runs from base 1 to 231 and encodes 76 amino acids.